Messenger RNA from Gastrolobium bilobum, 1021 nucleotides. RefSeq names its product transcription factor MYB83-like. Lineage: Eukaryota; Viridiplantae; Streptophyta; Magnoliopsida; Fabales; Fabaceae. The record is from RefSeq and is a predicted model, not a curated record. The coding region runs from base 7 to 975 and encodes 322 amino acids. The transcript is spliced from 2 exons.
UACAAUAUGAGGAAGCCUGAGACAUCUCCAAAAAACAAUUCCAAUAACAAGCUUAGAAAAGGGUUGUGGUCACCAGAGGAAGAUGACAAGCUCAUGAACUACAUGCUAAACAGUGGACAAGGUUGUUGGACUGAUGUGGCCAGAAAUGCUGGCUUGCAAAGAUGUGGCAAAAGUUGUCGGCUUCGAUGGAUCAAUUACUUGAGGCCUGAUCUUAAACGAGGCGCAUUCUCACCCCAAGAAGAACAACUCAUCAUCCAUUUCCAUUCCCUUCUUGGAAACAGAUGGUCUCAAAUAGCGGCACGCUUACCUGGGAGAACCGACAAUGAAAUUAAGAACUUUUGGAAUUCAACAAUAAAGAAAAGACUCAAGAACUUGUCAUCCACAACCUCACCAAACACAAGCGAGUCCUCAUAUGAGCAUAACAAAGACCUUAAUAAUAUGGGAGGGUUUACUUCUAUGCAAGAUCAUCAACAUGCUGACUUUAUGCCUAUGUUCAGUUCAUCUCCAUCACCAUCAGUGCAAACCACAGUUCUCAAUACCAUAAUUGACAGGUUUCCUAUAAUAGAGCAUGGACUAAACAUGCCAGCUUUUGGUGGAUUCUUCAACGGUACAGGGCCAUGUUUCUCACAGAGUGGAGUUAACAGCAAAGAUUUUUAUUUUGAAAAUAGAGUUUUUGGGAAUGUAAAUAUUGGGGCAGAAGGGGAAAUGUGUGUUCCUCCUCUAGAGAGUGUUAGCACUAUUUCUGACCAUAACCUGAAAGUGGAGAGUGCAUGCAAAGGAGAUACUAAUAGCAAUAGUUACUUUGAUGACAUAAACAGUAUUAUUAAUAACAGCAAUAUUAGCAACAAUAAGAGAGGUGAAAUUAGAACUGGGGUGGAGAAUUUGUUUCAAGAAGAGUUAAACAUGGGAGAGUGGGACUUGGAGGACUUGAUGAAAGAUAUUUCCUCCUUUCCCUUUCUUGAUUUUUCAAACUGAUGCAUUAAUGGGAGAGUGUUCUCCCUAGCUAGCUUUCCCUUUCUUU